Molecule: messenger RNA, 927 nt
Organism: Solanum pennellii
Lineage: Eukaryota; Viridiplantae; Streptophyta; Magnoliopsida; Solanales; Solanaceae
Product: protein DOG1-like 3
Exons: 1
Coding region: 72-824 (250 amino acids)
Biological process (GO): DNA-templated transcription
Molecular function (GO): sequence-specific DNA binding
Source: RefSeq, a predicted model, not a curated record
UGAAGCAGCAGACAAACAUACAUAGCUGUUAAUAAAUUAUCAUAUAUUGAAAAAAUAAGAAGAAGAAAUUAAUGGCAACUGAUUCAAACAAGAGUGAUGGUAAGGAAGAAGAAUACGCAGAGUGUGCUUGGAAGAGUCUUCAACACGAAGAACUGACGGAACUUGAACAUGCUGUAGGUCAUGUCAAUAACAAUGAAAAAGAUGAAGAGAAACUGAGACAACUGAUAGAAAAAAUCAUAAAACACUUCCAAGAGCACUCUGAGAAGCGUCUCCAUCUAGCCCGAAAAGACGUGUCCCCAUUCUUCGCACCCGCCUCGUGCUCUCCCUUGGAGAGUUCGGUCCUAUGGAUCGCUGGCUGUAGACCUUCUUCUUUCAUUCGGCUCAUUUAUGCCCUCACCGAAUUUGAACCUGACGCCCACGAAACUGAUCCGUGUCUUGAGGGGAUCGUAAGCAGGAAGCUCCGCGAACUAAGUGGGAAACAGUUGAGCAUGGUUAACGAGUUGCAAGGCAAGACGAUUCGAGAAGAGAGGAGGAUUUCGAAUAAAUUUGCUAGUUUACAAGAGGACAUAGUGGAUCAACCGCUUGUGGGGAAGAUGAAAAAAGAGGGACAUGGUUGUGAGAAAGCGGAUGAAGCUUUGGAUGAACAUAGUAGACACAUGGCGGAUGUAAUUGAAGAGGGUGAUCAACUGAGGAUGAAGACGUUGAAGGCAAUAGUGAACAUACUUGAACCGGUUCAAGCGGUGGAGUACUUAGCAGCAGCUAAGAAAAUGAGGUUUUGUGUGCAACAAUGGGGAGAGAAGAGGGAUCAGCAGCAUAAGGAGUAGUAAUCUACUAGUUUUUAAUUUUAUUUUUUUAUGAUAAGGAAAAAAAAAACAUGUAUGGGUGAAUUUUUCUGGUUAAAGUUAGAUUAUGGUAGUGCACCCUUAA